GCCAUGUCAUCUACAGCUGGCCUGCAAGCAAAGCCCAUCAUCGGCGUCAUUGGAGGUUCUGGCUUGUACAAGCUGCAGGGCCUCAAGGUGGUCCAGCAGAUCGAAGUCAAGACGCCCUGGGGCAGUCCGUCGUCUCCGAUCACGAUCUCAGAAACGCCCUCGGGCGUGCCAAUCGCCUUUCUGGCUCGUCACGGCUUCACACACCACAUCACCCCCUCCGGCGUGCCCAACCUCGCCAACAUUGCUGCCCUCAAGUCCAUUGGCGUCCGCUUCAUUGUCGCCUUCACGGCCGUCGGAUCGCUCAAGGAAGAGGUCCGUCCGCGAGACUUUGUCGUCCCUGAUCAGCUCUUUGACCGUACCAAAGGGAUUCGCCGCUCGAGCUUCUUUGGAUACGAUGGCGAGGCGGGCGUGGUAGCUCACGCGGGAAUGGGGCAGCCUUACGAUCAAGAAGUCCGCAAGGUCGUCGAGGAGACCAUUCGCUCCGUCCUUUCGCGCAACUACCCGGAUGUUCAAGUGCAUGGCAACAAGACCCUCGUGGUAAUGGAAGGCCCACAGUUCUCAACCCGAGCUGAAUCCCUCGCAUACCGACAGCUCGGCGGCGACAUCAUCAACAUGUCUGCCCUCCCCGAAGCCAAAUUGGCACGCGAAGCCGAGAUUGGCUACGUGACUGUGGCUACCUCCACAGACUACGACUCGUGGAGGGAGCAUCACGGGCCAGUGGAUGUCUCCGAGGUGCUCAAGGUGCUAAAGCAGAAUGUCGAUGCAAGCAAUGAGGUGAGCCUCAGGCUGUUCGACGUUCUGCAGCCACUGCUGUUGGCGAGGGAGGGCAAGCCCGGAGGGAUCUCGGGACUGGAGGGGAGCAUGAAGAUGGCCAUUAUGACACAGCCACAGAAUGUGCCGGAGAAAGUGAAGGCGAACAUCAACUUCGUCCUGGACUGGUAUGGCAAGGAGUAGAGUCGUACUCUUAGAGAGCCGGAUUGCAUAGACAGGAGCUCGUGGAACCGUUUGCAGCUGUAGAUGUGGCUAUAGACGUGCCUCAGGUCUCAUACCAUCGAAUAGAAGUCGUGCACCAGGGUGAUCAGUGUGCGUUCGCGCGAUUACAUUCAGCUAGAGGCAACACGCCGGGCAACGGGCAAAUACAGUGUCUACGAUCCGAGACAGCCCAGUACGAUUAGAGCUUGGAGCCCGCCUUGAUCUCGCCGAUCUUGUACUCCUCGGCAACGUUCUUGAGCACCUUCUCCGAGUGGUAGUUCCAGAAUGCAUCAGAUGCGUCCUUGCCACAGUUCUGGUG
Jaminaea rosea is the source of this 1291-nucleotide messenger RNA. Its product is annotated as purine phosphorylase. The transcript has 3 exons. The record is from RefSeq and is a predicted model, not a curated record. Gene Ontology annotation, molecular function: S-methyl-5-thioadenosine phosphorylase activity. The coding region runs from base 4 to 954 and encodes 316 amino acids. Gene Ontology annotation, cellular component: cytosol. Gene Ontology annotation, biological process: nucleoside metabolic process. Lineage: Eukaryota; Fungi; Basidiomycota; Exobasidiomycetes; Microstromatales.